This is a messenger RNA of Meleagris gallopavo (turkey), 5210 nucleotides long. NCBI's taxonomy places the organism in Eukaryota, Metazoa, Chordata, Aves, Galliformes, Phasianidae. The record is from RefSeq and is a predicted model, not a curated record.
GGUGGCUCUGGGCAUUUUGGAGUGUCCCUGUGAGACUUGGGGUUGGUUAACCCGUCUCCUUCAUAGGGAAGGUUCAGAGUGUGUCUCUCUGUAAAGAGGACUCGGUGAAAGAGAAAAGGGACCUGCAGACGGCUGGUGAGGGUGGGGGACCCCUCAUUCCCCACCUCUGACCACAGCUCUCUCGCUAAUGCUAGGUCUGGGUUAGCAUUUAGCACACGGGAUGUAAAGAUUUACCAAGAAGCCGUUUAUUUUCCUGCUGAAUUCUCUGGGGUCCCAAGCUGCCCGCUCCUAGGGGGCCUCAUAGCAGGCAGGGUUUUUUAGAACUUCCCCUUGGGGUAGCACAGGGCUUUGUGAGCCGUCUUUGAGAGGUCACUGUGCUCCUCCAGGGCUCUGCUCGGUGCCCCUUUCUCUGCACAGGGUUCUGUCUCAGCCCUGAGGCUUCUGCCUUCUGGAAAUGGUUCCUCCUUUCUGCCUGCUGGAAGCUCUGCUUUCUUAUAUUUUCUUCGGUGUUCAUCCAUUCUUGGUCAGGCCCUGGUCUCAUUCCAGUGGUUUCUCAUGUUGCUCAGUUAAACCCAGAGGGGAUUUCUCCAGCACUGACCUUGCUAUUGGCAAGCUUGGGCUGUGGGAUUUGCUAUUUGUUCCUUAAACUGAGCCUUCUUUGACUGCUAUUCAUACAGAAUCGCAGUUUUUUACUUACUGUUUGUUUUACUUAGUAAUAAAGCCUAAAAAUAGUUGAGGGUUUUCUUAAAAUGUGCUUAUUUAAUCCUACUUGUCCACUCAGUCAGCCCAAGCCAACAAGUCUGGUCAGUUCCUCCUAGCCUGGGUGCGGGGCUGUGUUGCUGGGCUCCUGCUUUUCUGGGGGAAUGCUGACAGCUGAGGUUUGUGCUCCAUCCCCACCCCCAGAUAAUUGGCACAGGUUGUAAACACUGCUGGGCACUGCGUGAGAGCAUCCCCGCAGCCCAUGUUAGGAAGGCAGCUGAGCAUGGUGUGGCUGCUUGAGCAAGGUGAGGGUAGCUGAAGGCUGAGCAGCCUCUGACGAAGCUGCCAAUUAAAAACUGGAUAUUCUGCUCACCUGCAGAGAGGCAUGUAGGCUGCUGGAAGCGAGCUUCCUCGUCAGGUAUCUGUGGGAUGCGCUUGCUCUGGGUGGGUGACAACACACGGUGCAGUCCUACCUGGGGGUUGUACACAGGUAAACGCUAUUCCUAAAUCUGAGUGUAGUGGGAGAGGUGUGUGUUAUGAUUUCACACGGUGCUUUUGUGGAUUCUCUCAAUUUCAAAGACUUCCUUGGGCGGGUGAGAGGAGAGAAAGGAUUACUUCAGUCUCCGGCAAGCAGUUCCAGUUUUAUUCAGUACCUGGCCGUGGCAGUGCUCACCUGCUCUCUGCCCAGGGAGAAGGAUGUGAGCGAUGCUGGACAGGCUGACGGCACGUGUGUGUCUUGUGACCCUGCACGCGUUUCCUGCCCCCUUCUGAAUUAAGCUGGGAUUUCAGGCUUGCAGCUAGACUGAGCCUCAACUGAAUACACUUAAUAAGAUGUCUGUGUGCCUGCCAGUCAAGGGAAAGUAAGCAUGGUCUGGCAGCUGGUGCCUGUGCACCCUCUCUUGUUCCUUAUCCUCCUGCCUGUUCCAAUAGGACAUGGUGCUCCUGGCCUCCCGAGGAGAGCCAUCUCCAGACAGGUCCCUGCAGAGCUGCCGAGAGAGUCACGAGGCUUCCAGGUGGUGCUCGUGUGCUUGGAGAAGUGGCUGCAGGGAACUGUGCUGGAAGCAACCGGGUGCCAGGGCGUAGCGAGGCGUGUUGGCUGAAAUAGCUCUGCCACAGCAGGCAGUCGGCUUGCCUGCUUUUGGCAGCAAGAUGGGUACACGACACGUAGCUUGUGCAGGGAGCAGCUACGCUCCUGUUUCUUCUGCACAGGACCAGGGAGGCUGUUUCCCAGCAGCACCAGCAAAUCUGGGCUGACGCCUAGUGAGCAUCGUUGCUUGUUCCGCUUCUGCUAAUGAAACAGCAUGGCUGUUUAUCUCAGUAGGUGGAGAGUUGCUGUAUUUUUCUUGUCUUCAUCCAUCCUUUUCUUUCUUUUUUUCUAGGUCUGCUUGGAGCCAAAUCUUGUCUAUGUGUGUGUCAUUUUGUCUCUUUUAAUACACUGCCCUGACUUGCUUGCUGUGAAGGGAGUAUGCAUCUGGAGAUUAAAGUUGCUCUUAACUUCAUCAUCUCAUACCUGUACAACAAGCUUCCUCGGAGGCGGGCAGACCUGUUCGGUGAGGAGCUAGAGCGCCUGCUGAAGAAGAAAUAUGAGGGUCACUGGUACCCAGAGAAGCCUCUGAAGGGCUCAGGCUACCGCUGCGUUCAUAUUGGAGAGACGGUGGACCCAGUAGUGGAGCUGGCAGCCAAGCGGAGCGGGCUGGCUGUGGAGGAUGUGCGUGCCAAUGUGCCGGAAGAACUGAGCGUCUGGAUCGAUCCUUUCGAGGUCUCUUACCAGAUCGGUGAGAAGGGCUCCGUUAAGGUCCUCUACCUGGAUGACAGCGAGGGCUGCAGCGCUGCUGAGCUGGACAAAGAAAUCAAGAGCAGCUUCAACCCUGACGCCCAGGUAUUCGUCCCCAUUGGCAGCCAGGACAACUCACUGUCCAACUCUCCAUCCCCCUCUUUCGGCCAGUCACCGAGCCCCACCUUCAUCCCUCGCUCUGCCCAGCCCAUCACCUUCACCACUGCCACAUUUGCUGCCACGAAGUUUGGCUCCACCAAGAUGAAGAAAGGCGGAGGGGCCGGAGGAGGGGGUGGCGGCGCAGGGGCCACGCAGCAACCACGGAUGGUCAGGUCGCCCACUACCAACCUGCUGAAGCACAAGGGUCUCUCCCUGUCCAUGCACUCUCUGAACUUCGUCGGGAGCGCUGGGAGCCAAGCCCCACAGUCGCAGCUCUCCCCCAAUGCCAAGGAGUUCGUUUACAGCGGUGCCUCGCCAGGGGCCAGCAGCCUAUUCUUCGAUGGUGUUGCCAGCGAGAGCCAGGCCAGCAGCAUCCCUCCAGCGUCGCAGUUCAAUGCUGGCACAGGCAGCACCUUUGAUAUGGCUCAGGUCUUCGGCGGCAGCACCAACAACCUCUUCUUGGAGAAGUCUCCCUUUGUGGAAGGACUCAGCUACAAUCUGAACGCCAUGCAGUAUCCCAGCCAGUCCUUCCAGCCCGUCGUCCUGGCCAACUGAACGCAGGGAAGGAGAGUAUUGGGGGCAGGGGAGGGAGGGGGGGAACAACAACAACAAAACGGGGAGAGAAAACAAAUAUACAGAAAAUAUUCAAAUCUUAUAAAUAUAGCUUCUUGGAAAAAGAGAGAACCCAGUGUUGUUGCGCUGUGCUGGCAACGCUCCUGAAGCACUGACUUGUUUUUUUAAUCUCAGUCCCUGUGCUUUUUCUCCUACUCACUUUUUUACUCUUUAGAUGAGUCUCUGGUCUUUUGGGUUGUGUUCCCCCUUCCCCAGUCCCAGAUCGGCACAGGUGUAGGUCACAAUGCUCCCUUUCCACUCCCACCUGGCUGUAGGAGGGGCAGGCAGUAUGAGGGGGGCUUGCUUUGCUGUUACUGCUGUGUGUGUGGGAGGAGAGCAUCUCAUGUGCCUGGAGGUUCACACCGCUGCACUGCUGUUGCUCCAGGCUAGCAUCCAGUUCUGUCUGUGCUGAGAAGCACCUGCUGCCCUGUCUCAUCUCCAGCUAUGGGAGGGCAGCAGUCCCCUUUGUGCACCAAUCAAGGGGCUUUUCUGUGCCCUUUUGGGGUUGGUUCGGAGGAUAGCCCUGCAGCAUAGAAACACUGCAGGUCUGUCCCUGUGUGAGGAGGUGGUGCUGAGCUGUUGGAUCCUGUCCCCUCCUGGUGGACACCCUACCUGCAGGACUGAGCGUUCGCUCGUGAUCCUUUGGUCCUAGGUUUGAGCUCUUGUUGCCGGCUGUGGAUUUGUCUUCAUCUUGGAGAGGGGAUUUUUUUUCAGUAGUUAGAGGCAGCGCUAUUUUGGAGAAGAAAAAGGGCUAUGUUGUUGAAGCUGCUGUCUUGGGCAAUGGUAAGUGGUCUACAGGUCACUUCUGUGCCAGGGUCUGGGCCCCCAGGUGGGGCAGGAGGACCCUUGGGUGUGAAGGAGGCUGUGGUGGGAGUGCGGAAGAGUGCGGAGAGGAGAGAAGCAGUCAUGAGACUCCAGUUUUUGAAGUUUAAAAGAAAAAUGAGCUUUUUGCUGCCUGCCAGGCUGGGGGUUUAGUUCUCUUGAAACGGUGCCUCUGGAGCACACUCUGAAACCCGCUUCUGUGGCUGCUGUACCAAUGUGCUCCUUCAGGACAUCCCUGUUCAGGGAGGUGGUCUGCAGCUUGUGCUUUUUCCCCUCUCCUUGACCCAAGAUGAAGGCGUGCCAGCCCUCCUGUUGUUGCCGGUGAGCCUUUGCAGAGGCAACGGGAUGGGUGUGGGGGGCCAUCGUUGCCACAACCCUGAGGAGCAUUUCCACCCUGGCGGGGGCGGGCCCCCAGCAGGCUGCUUGCUGCCAUCGGGCUAUGACCGGCACGGCGGGCCGGGCUCACUUGGCUUCUCCUAAAAUGGCGUCCGUAGCCUCGGCCCUGCGGGUUUCCAGGCUGGAGCAAGCUGCUCAGGAACAGCUGAGCCAUCUGCAUCUUUCUUUGCCUAUUCUGUUUGGUUUUUAACCUACUUACGGAUGUUACCACUGCCACCCUCUCCCUGGGAGCACGCUACUGACUGCCAGGGCCCCGCUCGUGGGACCCGGCUGUCCCCAGUGCUGGCAGUGCCACCUGUCAGUCGCUGCCAGGGGACAGCGGACCCCUUUGGCACCUUUGGGGAGAGGCAGGGAGCCCCGACCCUGUGCGUGUGAAGCUUUGAUGCCGCUUUGCCCCCAUAGCCACGUUGGGAACCGUGGUGCGAAGGGAGGGAGGGACCAAGCUCUGUAUUAAACAAGUGUGCUUCAGAAGCGUUCCCCCGGCGUCAGGCAGCGAUGGAAAACUAGCAGCCUUUUCAGGGCUUUUCUAGUCUUGGAUGUAGGCGUUCAGCUUCAAUUUUAUUUUUUAAAACCUGCACUAAUUUACCUGGUUUCUUAGGGAGAGAAGAGAGAAAAUUUUUUUUUAACUUUUAUUUUUAUGGGUUUGUGUUCUUUUUGUUGAUGUCCGUUUGUAUUGAAUAAUUUGCUACGUUUGUAAAAUGCAAGAGGUAUAUAUAAUAUAUGUAUAUUUCUAACGUAAAAAAAAAAA